This is a messenger RNA of Perognathus longimembris pacificus (Pacific pocket mouse), 2857 nucleotides long. It is a transcript of the gene Tm9sf2, whose product is annotated as transmembrane 9 superfamily member 2. Gene Ontology annotation, cellular component: membrane. Lineage: Eukaryota; Metazoa; Chordata; Mammalia; Rodentia; Heteromyidae. The transcript is spliced from 17 exons. The record is from RefSeq and is a predicted model, not a curated record. Gene Ontology annotation, biological process: protein localization to membrane. The coding region runs from base 36 to 2255 and encodes 739 amino acids.
GCGCCCUCACUGAGCAUGUGCGGACGGCGCCGCGCAUGCUCCGUCGAGGUCCGGCCGGGGUUUCUGUUGCGGGGCCCGCGGUGUGUCCUAGCGCAACCGGAACUAGCCGUCGUGGGACUGGCCUCGUUGGUCUCCCGCGGCCUCGUCGUGGUCUCCGGGCCUCCCCGCCCCUCCUCCUUCCCUCGUCUUCCCCUCGGCUCGGCGUCCGUUCCGCGAAGCCGCCCGUCAUGAGCGCGAGGCUGCCGCCGCUGCUGCCGCCGCCGGCGGCGUCGCCGCCGCCACCUCGGGGGCCGCGGCUGUUGCUGCUGGCGCUGCUGCUGCUGCUGCUCGGGGCGGCCCCGGGCCCGCGUCCCGGCCGCGCCUUCUACCUGCCGGGCCUGGCGCCCGUCAACUUCUGUGAAGAAGAAAAGAGGAACGGCGAGUGCAAGGCUGAAAUAGAAUUAUUUGUGAACAGGCUUGAUUCGGUGGAAUCAGUUCUCCCUUAUGAAUACACAGCGUUUGAUUUUUGCCAAGCUUCAGAAGGAAAACGCCCAUCUGAAAAUCUUGGUCAGGUAUUAUUUGGGGAAAGAAUUGAACCCUCACCAUAUAAGUUUACAUUUAAUAAGGUGGAAACCUGUAAGCUUGUUUGUACGAAAACAUACCAUACAGAGAAAGCUGAAGACAAACAAAAGUUAGAUUUCUUGAAAAAGAGCAUGUUACUGAAUUAUCAACAUCACUGGAUUGUGGAUAACAUGCCUGUGACCUGGUGUUAUGAUGUUGAAGAUGGUCAGAGGUUUUGCAAUCCUGGAUUUCCCAUCGGCUGUUACAUUACAGAUAAAGGCCAUGCAAAAGAUGCCUGUGUUAUUAAUUCAGAAUUCCAUGAAAGAGAUACCUUUUACAUCUUCAACCAUGUUGACAUCAAAAUAUACUAUCAUGUAGUAGAAACUGGGUCCAUGGGAGCAAGAUUAGUAGCUGCUAAACUUGAACCAAAAAGCUUCAAACAUACUCAUAUAGAUAAGCCAGACUGCUCUGGACCCCCCAUGGAUAUAAGUAACAAAGCUUCUGGGGAGAUCAAAAUUGCCUAUACUUAUUCUAUUAGUUUUGAGGAAGAUAAAAAUAUCAGAUGGGCAUCUAGAUGGGACUAUAUUCUGGAGUCUAUGCCUCAUACUCACAUUCAGUGGUUUAGCAUAAUGAAUUCCCUGGUCAUUGUUCUCUUCUUAUCUGGAAUGGUAGCUAUGAUUAUGCUACGGACACUGCAUAAAGAUAUUGCCAGAUAUAAUCAGAUGGAUUCCACGGAAGAUGCCCAGGAAGAAUUUGGCUGGAAACUGGUUCAUGGUGAUAUAUUCCGUCCUCCAAGAAAAGGGAUGCUGUUGUCAGUCUUUCUAGGAUCCGGGACACAGAUUUUAAUUAUGACUUUUGUGACUCUUUGUAAGUUUUUUGCUUGCCUGGGAUUUUUGUCUCCUGCCAACCGAGGUGCCCUGAUGACAUGUGCUGUGGUCUUGUGGGUACUGCUGGGCACACCUGCAGGCUAUGUUGCCGCCAGAUUCUAUAAAUCUUUUGGAGGUGAAAAGUGGAAAACAAACGUUUUGUUGACAUCAUUUCUUUGUCCUGGGAUUGUGUUUGCUGACUUCUUUAUAAUGAAUCUGAUCCUCUGGGGAGAAGGAUCUUCAGCAGCCAUUCCUUUUGGCACUCUGGUUGCCAUAUUGGCCCUUUGGUUCUGUAUAUCUGUGCCUUUGACGUUUAUUGGUGCAUACUUUGGUUUUAAGAAGAAUGCCAUUGAACACCCAGUUCGAACCAAUCAGAUUCCUCGUCAGAUUCCUGAGCAGUCAUUUUACACAAAGCCCUUGCCUGGCAUCAUCAUGGGAGGGAUCUUGCCCUUUGGUUGCAUCUUCAUACAGCUUUUCUUCAUUCUGAACAGCAUUUGGUCACACCAGAUGUAUUAUAUGUUUGGUUUCCUGUUCCUGGUAUUUAUCAUUUUGGUCAUUACAUGUUCUGAAGCAACUAUACUUCUUUGCUAUUUCCACUUAUGUGCAGAGGAUUAUCAUUGGCAAUGGCGCUCAUUCCUUACCAGCGGCUUUACUGCAGUUUAUUUCUUAAUAUAUGCAAUACACUACUUCUUUUCAAAACUGCAAAUUACAGGAACAGCAAGUACAAUUCUGUAUUUUGGUUAUACCAUGAUAAUGGUCUUGAUCUUCUUUCUUUUUACAGGAACAAUUGGCUUCUUUGCAUGCUUUUGGUUUGUUACCAAAAUCUACAGUGUGGUGAAGGUUGACUGAAGAAGCCCAGUGUGUCCAGUUAAAAGAGAAAUAAAUUAAAUUCUUCAUCAACAAAGAGCUGUUUUUGUGACUCCCUUGAGUUUUAUCAGACUUAUUGGCCUAGUAAUCCUUCAGAAACAACAUACUUCUCAGUACACCUCUUCCCACAAAAAUGUGGUUUCAACACUAAAGCAUUUGUAUUGUGAUUUGAUUAAGUAUAUAUUUAGUUGUUCUCAGUGAAGAGCAAAUUUAAAUAUUAUGUGCAUUUGUAAAUACAAUAGGUAUAAAGUUUUCAAUACUCGAAUGGCAGAAUAGAGGAGGCCAUAAUACUGAUGAAAUCCAUGACAGUUAAUUGUAAAUAGGAUUUUCUAGGCUCGGUAGGUGGAAAGAAUUAUUUUUCUUUGAAGGAAAUAACUUUUUAUCAUGGUAAUUUUGAAGGAUGAUUCCUAUGAUGUGUUCAUGGGGGGGAGUGUGGCUUUUAAAAAUCUUGUAUUGGUUGUAACUGUUCAUAUCUUAUUACUUUUCUGUGUUGACUUCAUUAUUCCCAUGGUAUUGGCCUUUAAACUAUGUGCCUCUGAGUCUUUCAAUUUAUAAAUUUGUUAUCUUAAUAAAUAUUGUAAAAA